GGGAGUUCAGCCUCUCGUGGGGUGGCAGAGGGACCUGUGGCAUCACGGGGCCACCAGUGGCCUCCCUCCUCUGGCCUCGGUAGGAGCUAGGUGAGCUGAGAGUCAGAGCAGGGGGUCUCACAGCCGGGGGCUCCUCCCUUCUUUCCUCUUCCCUUCUCUGAGGCCCUGCCCGUGUGAGAGGGCCUGCAAAGGGAUGCUAAGAGGCGGUGAUCAGCCGGGGGAAAGAGAGGCAGGCCUGCCACCUGCUUGUGGGCAAGGGGAGGGACUUGGCGACAAGAGGAGCGCCCGGCAGCUGGGUGUGGUGAGAGCCGGGGCCCUCUUGGCUCUGUCCUCUGGCCUGAGGGAAGGAGACCACUUCCUCUUUUCCUCUCCAUGUACCCUGUGUCUCUGUCAUGACUGGGAUCUGGGUCCUGAGAGCACUUGGUACCCUACUCAGGUCCCUGUUGAUGUCCCACAUCUGUGCCUUGCCCAGGCCUCCAGGAUUUGGGGGCCAGGGUGGCAGGCUCUGCUCAACCUGGGCGAGCUCCCCCUUGGAGGCCAAGGGCUUGGAGGGACUGGCCCCACCUGGCCUCAGGAACUGAUCUGAGCCUGACUGAGGCUCUGCCAGGAGAGGAAAGUGCCUCUAUCUUAGCACUGUGGGGGCUUGACAGAGAGUUCUAGACCCCUCCACAGGGCUGCAGCAUCCCUCCCAGGGAGCUGGACUUGGCUUGCUCACCUCCAGUGAAGGCCCCUCACUAUCUCCUGAGGCAGCCCAUGUCUCUGGGGCAGCCCCCAUCCUUCGAAUGUGCUCCCUUCAAAGGGGCACUGCCCUGCCCCCAUUCAGCUCUGAUCCACAGUCUGGAGCCCACAGUGUGAUUCUGCAUCUCCUCUUCCUCGUGACAGCCCUGUCACAUGGGGCGCCUAAACUACCUUCCAAAUCUCCUCUGUCCCUGCUGGGCAUGUUCCUUGUGUGAGAUCCCCAUCAGCCCCACCAGCCUGGGACGCCCUGUGGACUCAGAGCCAAGGCCAGCAGCCGGGUAGCCUUUUUAUGGCUUAACCAACCGUGGAUGCAAAAGGUGCCCCAAAGGAGAGCGUGAAGGAUGUAGCUCUCCCAAGAGCCAAAAAGUUCACUCCCAGAGUUAGUCUAAGAACUAUGAGGAGGGUAGUUUUGCAUAAAUAAGGUGGAAAUCCUCACUCCAAAGAGCCUGGCUCCUUCCUUGGCUUGUCCACAUCUGUGGGCCCUUCCAACCCAUGUCCCAGUGAUGGACAAGGCCUCUGCCUCAGUGGGUCCAGCUAGGGUGGGGAGGAGGUGCGUCUGGUCAUCACCUUCCUCUCCCCUCUGCUCCGUCCUGUCCUCCCAAGGAGUCUCCUGGUCCCUGUGCUUGAACCCUUAUUCUCAGGAAGUUCUUGCUCAAAGCUACCUCCAGUCUCUCCUGUAGUGUCAGCUGUGUUUGCUUUUUGUUUGUGGCUGAAGUUUGGCAUGGAUUGACUUGGGUACUCAAGCAGUAGAUGUUUUUGGUGGAUCAGCUGUGUGCAUCAGGGCAUUGGACCACCUCCUGGGGGGAAGUGGGGUCAGUUACCUCAUCCUGGGUCCUGCUCUCAAGAAACUCCUGCCUUUCGGGGCCGAGAAGGUAGGCAGACGGGUGGACAAGGAACUAACCAGAAUGCCAUCGGGCCCUGACAGUGACGAGUAGACUGCCAGUGGGUCAGACUUCUCUCUGGAGGUAGAAGGCCUCUCCCAGGUGAGGCUUGUGAGCCCAGCUCAAGUGGAGGAACAGGAUUCAGGCAGGCAGGGAAUGAGAGCAGGGAGUUCUGGGCCGAGGGAACGGCUGGAGCAAAGGCACGGAGGUAGGAAGAUGCCUUUUGUGUUUGGGGAAGGGUCAGCGGCCUGAAGUGGUUGGAAUACAGGAUGGCGCAGGAGGGCUGUAAAGGACAGAGAGAAAGGAGAAGUGGGGUGGAGGGUCCUAUCUCGGCCACACAGGAGCUUGUGGGGUGAGAAACUGGUGGACUUGUGCACCCAGCUCUUCCUGCCCGCUAUGUGCCCGGGCCCUGCCACCUUGUCUAAGCCUGCAACACCCCCGUCUCUGGCUGUGUUUGUUUUCUUGUUAGCAGCGAUCAUCAUUGACAUGCUGUGCAUUUCACUCCCCGCCCUGCUUGUCUCCCUACUCCUCCCACCUUUUACACUCCUGCGCACUGGUGUGCCACCACGCCAGGGCGGGGAUCGUGUCCAUUUGUUCACUGCUGCAUUCCCAGAGCCUAGAACGGUGCCUGGCCCAGAGCAGACGAGUCUUUGUUGGACACACGAAUGUUUUCUCAGGUGCCUGCCUAAGGCCUAGGAGAGGCCACCUUGAGCAGGCCUUGCUUCCCCUCUUGAGGAGUUUACAGCUUAGUGAAGAUGUCACAGCAAUAGAGGAACUUGUGUGAUUUAGAAAAAAAGGUUUAUUGUACAAAAUUUAGAGGCUGCAGAAAAGUUUAAAGAAAAAAGUAAACUGAAACAAAUCCAGUCUCUUUGAUUAUACUGCCCAGAGAGGACCUCUGUUAGCAUUUUGGAGGGUUUCUAAAAACGCAAAAUUGAAAUUAUGCUAAGUUUGCCAUUUUGAAAUCUGCUUUUCCCUUGUACCAUCACACAUUCUCAGAAAACAGCGAUAAUCUCCGUGUGCUAUUCUGCUGCCUUGGGUUGGACAGUAUAGUUAUCUGCCGGGCUGAGGGUGCUGGGCUGGGUGUGGUGGGCGCACAGGAGAAAUCUCGCGAAAGGUCUUGCACCUGACGCCUAAGCUGAGUCCUGAAGUAGGAAUAGGAGUCAGCCAGGUGCGAAAGGGGUGGGUUUGGGCCUGGGAAGCCGGCAAAUGAGCUGAGGCCUGGUGGACACACAGCAGAGAGGGUGGGGGCCUGCAGCAACUCGCUGCUACUGGGACUUAAAGUUCAAAGCAAGGGGGAAGGCGUGGCCGGAAAUAAGGUGGAAGACAGCAGGUGAUGGGCUGUCUCAGGCCCUGUUAAGGGCUUAGACUUUGCCCCACGGGCAGCAGAGGGCUGUGAGGGUGUUAAGCACCACCAUUCCAUGUGGCUGAACCUCCAGCCUGCCCCACUUUCCUUUGGCUGGGAAGGGGGCUCACCUCUCCCCGCCCCUCCUUUCUCCCUCCCUUCUGGCUCUCCUCUCUUAUCCUCUUGUCUGAGGCCUGCAAACCGCACACGGAGGAAGUUCCAGCCCCAAAUCCAGAGGCAGCACGGAAUCCAGUCCAGAGCUUUCCCGGUGGACGAGCCCCCGGAGCCCGUGUACGCGAACGUAGAGAGGCAGCCUUCAGUCACCUCGCCGGGCCCCGCCGCGGCCCCCCGCCCCGGCCCGGUGUGGGAGACGCACACGGACGCGGACACCGGGCGCCCCUACUACUACAACCCGGACACGGGCGUCACCACCUGGGAGUCGCCCUUCGAGGCUGCCGAGGGCGCCGCCAGCCCGGCCACCUCCCCGGCCUCGGUGGGCAGCGGCGAGAGCGUCGAGACCGAGUGGGGCCAGUACUGGGAUGAGGAGAGCCGCAGAGUGUUCUUCUACAACCCGCUGACGGGCGAGACGGCCUGGGAGGACGAGGCCGAGGACGAGCCGGAGGACGAGCAGGACAUGCAGCCCGGCCUGAGCCCCGGCAGCCCGGGGGACCAGAGGCCCCCCACCCCCGAGACUGACUACCCUGAGUUGCUGACCAGUUACCCCGAGGAGGACUAUUCCCCCGUGGGCUCCUUCAGCGAGCCCGGGCCCACCUCUCCCUUGGCCACGCCCCCCGGCUGGUCCUGCCACGUGGACUCGGAUGGGCAGACGCUCUACACGAACCACUUCACCCAAGAGAAGUGGGUGAGGCUGGAGGACCAACAUGGGAAGCCCUACUUCUACAACCCAGAGGAUGCCUCCGUUCAGUGGGAGCUGCCCCAGGUCCCUGUCCCUGCCCCUCGAACCAUCCGCAAAUCCAGCCAGGACAGUGAGACCCCAGCCCAGGCCAGCCCCCCUGAGGAGAGGAUCAAGACCUUGGACAAGGCAGGUGUGCUCCAUCGCACCAAGACGGUGGACAAGGGGAAGCGGCUCCGGAAGAAGCACUGGAGUGCCUCCUGGACAGUGCUGGAGGGCGGCGUCCUGACGUUCUUCAAGGACUCAAAGGCCUCGGCUGCAGGCGGCCUGAGACAGCCUUACAAGCUCUCCACCCCCGAGUACACGGUGGAGCUGAAGGGGGCCUCUCUCGCCUGGGCUCCCAAGGACAAAUCCAGCAAGAAGCAUGUGCUGGAGCUGCGGAGCCGAGAUGGCUCAGAGUACCUGAUCCAGCACGACUCAGAGGCCAUCAUCAGCACCUGGCACAAGGCCAUCGCCCAGGCCAUCCAGGAGCUGUCCGCAGACCUGCCCCCGGAGGAGGAAAAUGAGAACAGCAGUGUGGACUUCGGGUCCAGCGAGCGCCUGGGAAGCUGGCGGGAGGACGAGGCGCGGCCGGGCGCAGCCGCGCCCGCGCUGUAUCCCGGGGGCCUGGAGAGCGACCUGAGCAAGGUCCGGCACAAGCUGCGCAAGUUCCUCCUGAAGCGGCCCACGCUGCAGUCGCUGCGGGAGAAGGGCUACAUCAAAGACCAGGUGUUCGGCUGCGCGCUGGCCGCGCUGUGUGAGCGCGAGCGGAGCCCGGUGCCGCGCUUCGUGCAGCAGUGCAUCCGCGCCGUCGAGGCCCGGGGGCUGGACAUCGACGGGCUGUACCGCAUCAGUGGGAACCUGGCCACCAUCCAGAAGCUGCGCUAUAAGGUGGACCACGAUGAGCGCCUGGACCUGGACGACGGGCGCUGGGAGGAUGUCCACGUUAUCACUGGCGCCCUGAAGCUCUUCUUUCGGGAGCUGCCCGAGCCCCUCUUCCCCUUCUCGCACUUCCGCCAGUUCAUCGCGGCCAUCAAGCUGCAGGACCAGGCCCAGCGAAGCCGCUGCGUGCGGGACCUGGUGCGCUCGCUGCCUGCCCCCAACCACGAUACGCUGCGCCUGCUCUUCCAGCACCUGUGCAGGGUGAUCGAGCACGGCGAACAGAACCGCAUGUCAGUGCAGAGCGUGGCCAUAGUGUUCGGGCCCACGCUCCUGCGGCCCGAGAAGGAGGAAACCAGCAUGCCCAUGACCAUGGUGUUCCAGAACCAGGUGGUGGAGCUCAUCCUGCAGCAGUGCUCAGACAUCUUCCGGCCUCACUGACCGCGGGCCUCCACCCUGCCCCCGCUGCUAGCACUGCGGCCCUGCGACUGGGAGUGACGGUGGUCCGGCCACAGAAGCUGGGCGGCUGGAGGCCACGUGGCCGGACUCUAUCUCGGAGCCGCUCCGCCUGCUACCGGCCCGCAGGCGGGUGUGAAUUCUGCACCCCUCGGUGCAGGAUGGUGACCCCUGGUGGGAAGUUCGCAAAAUGUGAUUUUUUUUCCCCUGGCCUGUUCUGCUAGAGGUUAAUUGGGUUCUGUUCUUUAUUACAGCGCCACCUACUGUGCGUGUGUGAGAAUGUGGGGGCAGUGAGGAUGGUUUUCUGGGACCGCCCGGGCUGGGAGGAAUUUGGGUGAGGGGCUUCCUAGCCUCUUCUGGCCCGGACCCCGUCGAGGCCUGCACGGAGCCCCUUAGGGCCCCAGCCCUGUGCGUGGCACCGUUCGGGUCAUGAAGCGGCCACCGACAACUUGCCUGCUGCCGAAACAGGACUGACCCGGCCUCCGGCGUGGGCGGCUGCCUGCCUUUCCCCGGGCCUCAGGGAUGAUGCUCCUGCCCGGCUCUCUCACUGGCUCGUGGUGGACCAUUUUCGUCUGCUUUGCUGUCUGGGGUUCCCGGCCUCUGCGCUCCCUGAUCCACUUGUGUUGUGUGUGAGGGUUCUUCCUCUUGGACAGCGUGUACCCUGCUCCUGCCACUUGACAUGCACCGUUUCCACACACAGUCCCAUUUUACAGAUGAGGAAACAGGCUUACAGAGGCCAAGUGACUUGUUCAGGGGCCAGCGGGGGAUCUGACUCCUGGCCCAGGCUCCUCUCACACCAGAGCAUGGUCUCCGAUAAGGGAGAAAUCCACCCUGUGAGCUAGCCCCCGACCCAGCAUGGGCUUAUGGGUACAGCAAAAGGAACUAAGCUGGAUGGGUUCUGUGUGGGCCUUGGGAGGUCCCUGAAAGCAAGGGCCAGGAAACCUGCUGUUAUUCUUGCCCCCAGGGUUGAGGGGGCGCUGGCAGGAGCCCCCAGCCCCUCCCAGUGCCCUGGCUGAGUAUGCCCACCCGUGCCCGCCUUGCCAUGAAGAGCUGGGAGAGGCCUGCAGGGUGGGGGGAGGGGGGCACAACCUCAGGAAAGGAAGUGUGAACCCUGGGGCCGGCAGCCCCCCUUCCCUCCUUGUACACAAACCACCUCGGUUUAUGGGUCUCAGCCCCGUGCCCCACCCACCCAUCAUUUAUUCCACGAGCAAUAAUAGCUAAUAUUUAUUGCACUGUGCCAAGCAUCUAACUUGGACUGUCUCCUGUGUUUCUCACAGCCAAUAUUUAUUAUCUGCUCUUCUGUGCCAGGCACUGUGCCCCAGGGCGGGGGUAGUGUGCACCCUCCCUGGUGGAGCGCGUGGUCCGCAUAUGAGGCUGAGCCAAGCCCACCCCUAGUGCCGGCGGGGCUGGGGAAGAGUACAGUGGAGGCCUCAUACCGUGUGUCGAAGUGUUGUAAAGUUAUAGAUCGAGCUAACAAUGUUCAAUGAAAUACGUUCUAUUCUCCUACCUUGGUAAAUAAACCUUCACACUGACCUGGAG
Equus caballus (horse) is the source of this 6727-nucleotide messenger RNA. RefSeq names its product Rho GTPase activating protein 27 (gene ARHGAP27). The record is from RefSeq and is a predicted model, not a curated record. Gene Ontology annotation, molecular function: protein binding. NCBI's taxonomy places the organism in Eukaryota, Metazoa, Chordata, Mammalia, Perissodactyla, Equidae. Gene Ontology annotation, biological process: regulation of GTPase activity; signal transduction. Gene Ontology annotation, cellular component: cytoplasm.